UCAUAAAUUCAGUUUAACAUUAGCAGAGUCUCUUAAACUGUGGUGGAAGCCUUUUCGAACAUAUUCCUUAUAUGUUCUCCGAGUCUGUACUAGUGCCAAUAUUUGAUCCCGACGGAGGUUGCGCCCACAAUUCAUUAUCGGAACGGCUCGGGAACUGCCGUCUAGGCUCGCCAUCAAAAGGGCCGAUCGACCAUCUAGAUCCUUAAAGUGGGUGUCGUUCGAACCAGCUCUUGUACUGUGUUCACCGAGAAGUUCUGCCCCGAGAGAGGAAGAACAAGCUCAUCGUGAGCUGCCUUUGUAACGUAUAGCCGUGCUCUUUUGACCGCCUUCGUCCGGGUUCCUUAUCCAGGAACGAUCAGGUGGUCCAGUGUAUAGGUAGAAUGGCUUCCCCUCGGAAGGCUGUCAUAAUAGGGGCUGGUCCUGUUGGAUGCCUCGCAGCAAUUUCGUUGGCUAAAAUGGGAUGGUCCGUGGAGAUUUACGAGGGUCGUCCCGACAUGCGUUUGCCUUCCUCCAAAGCGGCCGCUCAGCAGCGAUCCAUUAAUCUGGCAAUUUCCGCCCGUGGAAUUACUGCUUUGCGAGCCAUCGAGCCAGGUGCAUCUGACCGUUUCCUGCGAGCCGCCAUUCCCAUGCGUGGCAGGAUGAUUCAUGAUGUUAAUGGUAAGACGAAUAGUCUACCCUAUGAUAGAAAUGGCCAGUGCAUCAACGCCAUAGACCGUGGCCUAUUGAAUGAAGAUCUCCUAGAAGAGGCACUUUCCGUGCCCAGCAUAAAGGUGUUCUUUAAUCACAAGGUUCUCACUCUAGACUUCGACGCCAGAGUCAUGAGCGUUAAGGACGUUGACGCUGGAAAGGACCUUUCAAUCGCGUUCGAUUUUUGUGUAGGUGCCGAUGGCAGCUACUCGAUAGUACGACGUCAGCUGAUGAGAGUGGUCCGCAUGAACUAUCAUCAAGACUACAUUCCCCAUGACUAUCUGGAGCUCAGGAUGCCUGCUGGUCCCCCGGAAAAAGAAGGCGGCGAACCAACCUUUCUGCUAGACCCGAACCACUUGCACAUAUGGCCCCGUCAUUCAUUUAUGCUUAUUGCCCUGCCUAAUCAGGACAAGACCUUUACAUGCACAUUAUUUGCGCCGGCCGCGGAAUUCGAUCUUCUCACUUCGCCAGAGACAAUCAUCAAAUGGUUUGGGACGAAUUUUCCGGACGCUCUCCCACUCAUCGGCGAGAAAGCUCUUCUGAAAGAUUUCGAAAGGAAUCCUAGGAGCCCGUUAAUUUCCAUCAAGGCCACGCCGUACCACUACAACGACCGGGUUAUUCUGCUUGGCGACGCCGCCCACUCAAUGGUUCCCUUCUACGGGCAGGGUCUCAACUGCGGACUUGAAGAUGUUCGCGUUCUUGACCAAUUGCUUCAUAGCCAGAAGGUCGAUCCAAACUUCCAUCCUUCUGAAGGCGCUCUCGACAACCGCCUUGCACAAGCUCUGCAGCAGUACACUGAGAGCCGACACGAGGACCUGAUCACUAUCUCCGAUCUUGCGAUGGAUAACUUCACGGAAAUGCGGCACUCUGUUACAACACCUGCCUAUCUCUUCCGUAAGGCUCUCGAUAAUAUUCUGUAUUUCUUCACUUCUCAGCAAGUCACCCCGGAUUCUUUCAUGCCGGAAUCAAUCCAUGACCCAUUCCCCACUCAUUCGCCCUCUGGCUGGUUGCCUUUGUAUACCAUGGUCACCUUCCGCCCUGAUAUUUCCUACGCCACGGUCAAGCGCAAAGCUCUCAGGCAAGACCGAAUCGUAACCUACGCUGGCUGGUGCACCGCGGCGUUGACGGUGGGCGUCACAGUGUGCAAUUUACUACAUGUUUAUGUACAUUUGUCACUUUAGUACUUUCUAAUGGAAGGAACGACUCGCGGGAUGCUGACAAUUUGAAGUGAAGUCAUACAUGUCAUCUGGUUUGUUCUCACUCGCA
Messenger RNA from Somion occarium, 1953 nucleotides. NCBI's taxonomy places the organism in Eukaryota, Fungi, Basidiomycota, Agaricomycetes, Polyporales, Cerrenaceae. The record is from the annotation of a GenBank genome assembly.